This is a messenger RNA of Chrysochloris asiatica (Cape golden mole), 1683 nucleotides long. Its product is annotated as guanylate-binding protein 4-like. Lineage: Eukaryota; Metazoa; Chordata; Mammalia; Afrosoricida; Chrysochloridae. The transcript has 9 exons. Gene Ontology annotation, molecular function: GTP binding; GTPase activity. The record is from RefSeq and is a predicted model, not a curated record. Gene Ontology annotation, biological process: defense response to protozoan; defense response to Gram-positive bacterium. Bases 43 to 1683 code for a protein of 546 amino acids.
CAUCUGGGCUCCACAGUGAGGUCUGAAACAAAGGGCAUCUGGAUGUGGUGUGUACCUCAUCCAUCCAAACCCAAUCACACCCUGGUCCUUUUGGACACAGAAGGCCUGGGUGAUGUGGAAAAGGGUGACCCUAAGAAUGACUCAUGGAUCUUUGCGCUGGCUGUGCUUCUGAGCAGCACCUUUGUCUACAACAGCAUGUCCACCAUCAACAACCAGGCCCUGGAACAGCUGCACUAUGUGACUGAACUGACAGAGCUAAUCAGGGCAAAAUCCCCCUCUGAAUCAGAUGAAAUAGAAGACUCCACCGAAUUUGUGAGUUUCUUUCCAGACUUUGUUUGGACUGUUCGGGAUUUCACGUUGGAGCUGAAGGUAGAUGAACACACUAUCACUGAAGAUGAGUACCUGGAGAAUGCCUUGAAGCUGAUUCCAGGUGGAAAUCCCAGAAUUGAAUAUUUCAACCGGCCUAGAGAAUGUAUCAGACAUUUCUUCCCAAGACGGAAGUGCUUUGUCUUCGAUCGUCCUACAAAUGACAAAAAUAAUUUGGCCCACAUUGAAGAAGUACCAGACGAGCUGCUAGAUCAUAAUUUCUUGGUGCAAGUAGACAAAUUCUGUUCCUACAUCUUCAGCCAAGCAAAGGCCAAGACCCUGAUACAGGGAAUCAUUGUCACUGGGAACCGACUGGGAACUCUGGUGAAGACCUAUGUGGAUGCCAUCAACAGUGGAGCGGUGCCUUGUUUGGAGAAUGCAGUAACAACCCUGGCCCAGCGUGAGAACUUGGUAGCUGUGCAGAGGGCAACUGACCACUACAGUCAGCAGAUGGCUCAGCGUGUGAGGUUUCCCACAGAGACGCUUCAGGAGCUGCUGGAUGUCCAUGCAACCUGUGAGAGGGAAUCCAUUGCAAUCUUCCUGGAGCACUCAUUCAAGGAUGAAAAUCAUGAAUUCUGCAAAAAACUUAUGGAAACCAUUGUAAAAAUGCGGGAGGACUUUGUGCUGCAGAAUGACGAGGCAUCUGUGAAAUACUGUGAAGCAGAGCUGCAGCAGUUGUCAAAACCCCUGAUGCAAAGCAUUUCGGGAGGAAUUUUCUCUGUUCCAGGAGGACACAAUCUCUAUUUAGAAGCAAGGAAAAAGGUUGAAGAAGACUAUGCCCAAGUGCCCAGGAAAGGAGUUAAGGCGAAUGAGGUCCUCCAGAGCUUCUUGCAGUCACAAGCGCCAACUGAGGAAUCCAUCCUGCAAUCAGACAAAGCCCUCACAGAUAGGGAGAAGGCCAUGGCAGUGGAACGGGCCAAGAUGGAGGCAAUAGAGAAGGAGAAGGAGCUGCUGGAAGAGAAACAGAAAGAGCAGCAGCAAAAGAUGGAGGCUCAAGAGAGGAUCUUCAAGGAAAACAUAGAACAAUUGAAAGAGAAGAUGGAAAAGGACAGAGAAGCACUCCUGAGAGAGCAGGAAAGGGUGCUGGCACAUAAACUGAAGGUCCAAGAACAACUGCUUACGGAAGGAUUUAAAAAGAAGUCUGAGAAGUUAAAUCAUGUGAUAGUUAAACUACGAAAAAAUAUUGAAGCAACUAAGAAUCGUUCAGGAAUUUCGAUUAUCUUAGAUGAAAUUGGUAAUUCAGUAAUGGCAAUACUAGGUACUCCUGUUAGACUUAUCAAUGCAGUGGUGAAAGCUGUCAGUUCAAAGCCAAAAUAG